AUGAGGGCCGCGCAACAUGCGGCCAAGCUCUCGUUGGAGCACCAGGCUGCAGGCUUGCCGCCCAUCAACCUGCGCCACCAGCUGCGGAAGUUCAUGCUUGCGGAGGCGGUGGAGAAGGGCGCGGGCGGCAAGGGCAACAAGUUGCCGUGGCUGGAGGUGGCGUCGGGCGCCGCAAAGCUGGAUGGGGACUUCCACAAGAAGGUGCAGCAAAGGCGGGAGCAGCUGUUCAAAGCAUGCAAGCAGUCUGCGCAGGAGCAGGGCUGCGAGACCAGCCAGGCGUGGGUCCAGGAGAUGCAGAUCAUGUGUGGCAGCAGCACCAACGGCGCCGCAGCAGCCGGCUGCACGGCCGGCGGUGGCGGCAACGGCAGCGGCGACAGCAGCAGCAGCGAUGACGCGGCGGCUGCUGAGGCGGGGCGGUUGCUGGCGCAGCGGCUGGCGGCCGCACAGGACCGAAGCGACCGCGUUCUGGCGGCGCACAUGGCGCUGCCCGAUCAGCUGCCCGCGCACCUGCUGAGCCCUGCCGUAGCGCGCGCCGCGUCGAGCGGCGGAAGGGACUGCGCGAGCGGCGGCGAGGGCGGCGCGGCAACGCGCGACGGGCUGGGGGCGGAGGAGGGCCGCGAGCUGGAGGCGUAUUGGAAGGCACGGGUCAAGGCGGCGGCCGGCGACCCUGCGGCGCAGCGCCAGGCGGUGCUCAGCGGGGUCGAGGCGCUCGAGGCAUUCCUGAAUGCGGGCGGCGCCCUGCCCGGCCGCGACGGGCCCCGGCCGGCGCCGCCGCCGCCGUGCGGGAGGGAGGCCAGGGCGCUGCGCGCGCAGUUUGAUGGAGCGGCGGCGGCCUGCGGCGCAGGGCAAGCAGCAGCCAGCUGCAAAGUUCCCAAACAGCAACAGCAGCAGCCGGAGCAGCUGCCUGAGCAGCAGCAGCAAGAGGAGGAGCAGCAGGAGGAAGAGGAGGAGGAGGAGCAGCAGCAGCAGCAGCAGCAGCAGCAGCAGCAGCAGCAGCAGCAGCAGCAGCAGCAGCAGCAGCAGCAGCAGCAGCAGCAGCAGGAGCAGGAGCAGGAGCAGGAGCAGGAGCAGGAGCAGGAGCAGGAGCAGGAGCAGGAGCAGCAGCAGCACCAAGACCAUGAACAGGAUCGGCCAACGGAGAAGCAGCAGCAGGACCCGGGCACAGAGGAACAGCAGGAGCAGCAGCAGCUGGAAGGGCUUGAGACACCACAGCGAGAGCACAGCCAGAGAGAGGACGCAGGGGCACCAGCGCGGCUGCCGGAACUGCAGGGCACAGGGGCUGAGGCAGCCGUUGGCGUCGCAUCAGGGCCAGAGGCUGGCGAGGAGAUUGCCGCCGGCAGCAGUUCCGGUCUUGAGGAGGAGGCCCCUCAGGAGGAGCCGCGGCCGCGCCCGCCCGCCGCCCGCGCCCGCGCGGAGGCCGACGCGGCGGCCCUGCGCGUCAUGCGCGCGCGGCUGGUGGAGACCAGAGCCGGGACACUGUCGUACGACGCCGUCGCAGAGGUGCGCGCGGGCCCGCCCCCUGGCCGCGGCCCCGGGGUCUGA
Monoraphidium neglectum is the source of this 1542-nucleotide messenger RNA. RefSeq lists its product as hypothetical. NCBI's taxonomy places the organism in Eukaryota, Viridiplantae, Chlorophyta, Chlorophyceae, Sphaeropleales, Selenastraceae. The record is from RefSeq and is a predicted model, not a curated record. Bases 1 to 1542 code for a protein of 513 amino acids. The transcript has 5 exons.